Messenger RNA from Guillardia theta CCMP2712, 546 nucleotides. RefSeq lists its product as hypothetical. NCBI's taxonomy places the organism in Eukaryota, Cryptophyceae, Pyrenomonadales, Geminigeraceae. The record is from RefSeq and is a predicted model, not a curated record. The transcript has 2 exons. The annotation marks the transcript as partial.
AAGGAGAAGAAGGAGAAGAAAGAGAAAGAAGGCCCUAAAAGAGCUCUGUCUGCUUACAUGUUGUUUUCUGAGGACAAGCGUCAAGAGCACAAGGAUGCUGGCAAUACGACGCCUCUGAAAAUGGCAGAACUUGCGGCCAUGUGGAAGGAACUUGGUGAUGAGGCCAAAAAACCAUGGGUGGAUAGAGCUGAAGAGUUGAAGGCCCAAUACAAGGAACAGAAAGAACAGUUCGACGCUGAGAAAAAGGCUGCUCAGGGCAAUAAACCCAAGAAAGCUAGGAGCGCAUACAUCAUCUUCGUAUCCGAGACGAGGGCUAAGGUCAAGGAAGAGCAUCCCGACAUGGAGCCAAAACAUGUCUUAACGUUGUUGGGGAAGAUGUGGAAGGAUUUGAGCAUUGAGCAAAAAGCCGAUUAUGAAAAGAAAGCGAAGGAGGAGAAGGAGAAGAAGCAACAGGAAAAGGAUGGUACAAGUCCCGCGGAAGAGAAUCCCCAAACCAAUGAAAACUCUGAGGACAAAAUGGAGGAUGCAGAGGAAGAUCAGGCGGAG